Messenger RNA from Miscanthus lutarioriparius, 3108 nucleotides. NCBI's taxonomy places the organism in Eukaryota, Viridiplantae, Streptophyta, Magnoliopsida, Poales, Poaceae. The record is from the annotation of a GenBank genome assembly.
AUGGAAGGUUUUCUGGUGAACGCAGCAACGGGGGCACUGAAGGCUGUCACUGUGAAGCUGGAAACUUUGCUUGGUGAUGAGUUGAAGAACAUGAAAUACGUGCACAAGGAGAUCAAGUCUCUCUCUGAUGAACUUAAUUGCAUGCAUGCCUUCCUCGAGAAGAUGUCAGAGGAGGAGAAUCCUGACAACCAAGACAAGAUAUGGAUGACAGAUGUGAGGGAGAUGUCAUACGACAUCGAGGACAGUCUUGAUGACUUUAUGAUUUGUAUUGAUGAUGACAAAUCUGCUAAGAAGAAGAGCCUAAUGAAGAAGUGUACGAAGUUGCUGGAUAAGAUGAAGGCACAUAAACGGAUCUCCAAGGCGAUACAGGAAUUCAAGACACAGAUCAGGGAGGUGAGAGACAGGAAUCACAGAUAUAGGACUGGUGUGAUGACCACCAAGGAUUCACAUGAGAUGAUUGAUAUUCGGGCUCAGGCUAUCUUUAAGGAUGCGUCAGAGCUUGUGGCCAUUGAUGAACAAAAGAAUGAGUUGAUCAACUUGUUGAUAGAAGAUGGAUCUUUAUCUCAGCAUCAGGUGAAGGUGGUCGCCAUUGUUGGACUUGGUGGACUAGGGAAGACAACACUUGCGAAUCAAGUGUAUGAGUCACUUAAGGAUAAAUUUGACUGUAAGGCUUUUGUAACAGUAUCACGAACUCCUCACAUGUUGGAAGUGUUGAGAACUAUUCUCCGUGACAUUAGCGGGCAGGAGUACACCGGAGAUAUGCAACAUCUUAUCAGAAAGAUAUCCGAUUUCCUUCAAGAUAAAAGGUACCUCAUUGUUGUGGAUGAUUUAUGGGAUUCGAAAUCAUGGGAAGCCAUUCAAAAUGCUUUUAUAAAAAAUAGUUGUGCCAGCGGAAUCAUCAUAACCACACGUAAAUUUGAAGUAGCUCAAUCUUGCUGCACUUUACGUCGGGGUCACAUAUAUAAAUUACGUCCUCUUAAUCCCAAGAACUCGAGAACGUUGUUCCUGAAGAGAAUACUUGGUUCAGAAGAGGGAUGCCCAUCAGACCUCUCUGAAGUUUGUGAUGGCAUCUUGAAAAAAUGUGAUGGUUUGCCUUUGGCAAUUAUAGCAAUAGCUGGCUUGUUGGCAGGGAAAGCACCAACUGUAGAUGAAUGGAACAAAGUUCAAUGUUCAUUUGGUCAUGCACUUGAAAGGCACUCGGAUGUCAAUAGAAUGAUACAAAUAUUGUCACUGAGUUAUUUUGACCUUCCUCCCCACCUAAGAAGUUGUCUUUUGUAUCUAAGUAUAUUCCCAGAAGAUUAUAUGAUUGGAAAGGAUCGAUUGAUACUGAGAUGGAUUGCUGAGGGAUUCAUUCAUGAAGAGCAUGGGUUCACCCAAUAUGAGAUUGGGGAUAGGUGUUUCAACGAGCUCAUAAACAGAAGCUUGAUUCAGCCAGUGGAUUCAGGUUCUUUUGAUGUGAUUUGGUGUCGUGUCCAUGACACAAUUCUUGAGUUCAUUCUGUCCAAGGCUGUGGAAGAGAAUUUUGUAACUCUGUUUGGCCUUCCUAACAUAAGAGUUGAUCCACAUAGGAAGAUUCGACGGCUCUCUCUACAGGACAGGAAUGAGGUCAGUGAUGCCAUAGUAGACUCACGGGAGAAAAUAAUAUAUUAUCAUGUCUGUUCAGUUGUGGUGUUCCCUAGAAGUCUUGAUAGCCUCCCUUCUCUGCAGAAGUUCAAGCAUUUGCGUGUUUUGGAUUUAGAAGAGUGUUGGGAACUACAAGCCCACCAUCUGACACAUCUAGGCAGGUUAUUUGCAUUGAGGUACUUGAACUUUCGUAACACAUUCAUAGAUGAGCUUCCUGAAGAAAUUGUAGAGCUACAAUAUUUACAAACACUAGAUAUAAGGGGUACUUCUAUAAAAGAGCUGCCAUCCAGUGUUGGCUGCCUUUCACGGUUGGUCACUCUAUUAUGUGAUUCUUAUGUGCGGCUGCCAGAUGGAUUUGGGAAGAACAUGCAAGCAUUGCAGCAGUUGGUGGGGUUCAUCAGUGUCCGCUAUCAGUCACCUAGCUUUGCACAGGAGCUUCGUCAGUUAAGAAAUCUACGGAUACUAGAGAUAUCAUUUGAUGAUGAGGUGAGCAAAGAUUUGGUGUCAUCUCUGUGUACACUUGGUACGGGAUGCCUAAAUUCUUUGGUUAUAGGCUUCCACAAAAAGCAUAUGAAAUUGGUGAUGGAGCCAUGGAGCCCCACCCCGCAUGGCCUCAAGAUACUUCAAAUCUAUCGGAUUGUGGUCCCAAGGGUCCCUAGAUGGAUCGGUUCACUUGAUAACCUCCAGGAUUUGACUCUCUGUGUUGAGCAACUCGGGAUGGCAGACUUUGGUUUGCUCGGGAGUUUGAACGCUCUUUCCAACCUCAAUAUCUACGUAGAGAUUGAAGUUGCCGACAAAUCCUCCUCUUCCCAAGGAACACAACGGGUCAAGAUCAGCGGCACACAUGGAUUCCCAUCCUUGAGAAGGUUCGUAGUCGGUUCAGAAGACUGUGCAUUUGGGUUGUUGUUCGAAGGUGGAGCCAUGCCAAAGCUACAAGAGCUCUAUCUCGAGUUUGAUGACGGCAAAACAGGGUCUCUCACCAAUGGAGAGUUUGAUUUUGGCAUCCAGCAUCUACCCUGUCUUGCUCUCGUAGGAUGUGAUUACUUUAGAAAAUAUCAUGAUCCCGAGCAGCCCGCGUGGGUUGCCCUGGAGAAAGCGGCCAGCUCCCAUCCCAACCAUCCCAAGCUACAUCAUUUACCCUCGCCAACCCGAAUGAUUGUCGACGUCAGCCCGUUCGGCUGUCCACCAUCUCGAUCACGCCGUCUGCUGCCACGCACGUCUAACGAGCACGGAUGUUGGUCACGAUCCUCGGCAGUUUCAGUGUUUCCAGACAGUCUUAAUAGCCUCCCAUCUUUGCAGAAGUUGAAGCAUUUGCGUGCUUUAGAUUUAGAAGGCUGUGAGGGACUACAAGCCCCACCGUCUGGCACACCUAUGCGGUUUAUUUGCACUAAGAUGGAUUCAGGAACAUGCAAGCCUUGCAGAGGUUGCAAGACAUCACAGUAUGGAGUCAGAUACCUAACUUCAUGCAGGAGCUCUGUCAGCUAA